AAACGACCAGUUAUUUAAUCAAGGUUGAGUCUCUGCAUUGUUGCUCAAAUCUAGAAAUGAACCCUAAGAUAGCCCACGGGCUGCCUAACCAGGUGAAGGGCUGAUUAGUGUUCUCCAACAGACGGGGAUUAAGCUGUUAGUGUGGAAUUAUUAUAAAGCAUACGUCAGCAGAUAUCCACCCAUUUCAUAGAGACAGUGGAGCAGAGGGAUGUCCUGUUAGGAGACGGAGCUGUCGGUCAGACGUGGAGCUCCAGGAACAGGAAUAACCUCCUGAGUCAGUGCCACGACGCUGACACACCACACUACCCGGCCGGGUUGCCUCUGCUCCGAUCAUAAGCGUCCUAUGCUAUUCUGCUCAAGAUGGCGGUGCAGGCAGCGGGAAAGGACGGAGUAGUGUUGAAGAAUGUGGAGGAUGGCCAUCUGAAUGACUCGCUGGGGAGCCCCGGCCUCAUCUCACCUGACAAGGAGGAUUUAUCACGUAUUCUGACGGUGCCAUUCAGCGGGCGCAUCCGGGGCGGCAUGCGACCAGGGAAGAAGAUCAUAGUGAUGGGGAUUGUGGACCUGGAGCCAGACAGCUUUGACGUGAGUCUGACCUGUGGCCGUGACGCGGAGAAGGAGGAGUCUCCACACGACGUGGCCCUGAAACUCACCGUCCGCUUCACCGACCGCCAGUUUCUGCGCAGCGCCCGUGUUUCUGGGAAAUGGACAGAGGAGGAGGCAUCCACCGCCUACUUUCCCUUCAUCCCCGACCAACCUUUUAGGGUUGAGAUCCACUGCGAGCACCAAAGGUUCCGAAUAUUCGUGGACGGACACCAGCUCUUUGACUUUUAUCACAAAGUAAAAUCUUUGUCCUCUAUCGACACAGUACGGAUACAAGGAGAUCUACAGAUCACAAAGCUUGGCUAACUUCCAUGCUCUUCCUGUUGUGCAAGUCAUGUGUGAAACAAGGACUUGAUUACAGAUGACUACACACGUAUGCGCCUGUAAUGUCAUCAUCCAUAACCCAUAAUGCAACAGUGCAGCAGGAUAGCAACUGGGAAAAGGCACUGGCAGCGACAAGUUUAUGUGCUCCAUUUCAUUCCCUUCUUUCUGUUACACCAGGAUCUGAUGUAAUGAUGCUUUGUGGAUAAAUGUGUUUGCUCCUUUUUCAGGUUUUUUUUGUCCUCGUAGCUCCAGUUUUUGUCAGAACAGGGAUCUUGCAGUUUAUUAUUAGUACAUUCAUUUUUAACAUUGAAUCCUUUAGGGAUGUGGAGAUAAAGGCAGGUGAUAACUUUUCAUGGAUGGAAAAUAGCUCAGAUGGUGUAGGCACCAGUUACUCAGGCAGAAAUAUCUGGAAAUUUGCAGCUAAUAUCAAAGCCAACAGUUUCUCAUGGGUGAAAAUCUCCGGAUUUGACUGAUUAAAUGUUUCAAUUGAUGGAAAUUAUGCAGUUCCUGUAAAGAUCAAACAUUUAAUUGGGUAAACUGGAUAAAAUGCAUAUGAUCAAGCUUAAAUAGACACUGAUCUUAAGAUUGUCGCCCAAAUACACUGUGGAAUUUUGUGGUGUCUACAUACUGACUCUUGAUUAAUUCCCACAAGGGCCAAAACACCUUUUUUGAGAUUAGAAACUGGUUUAAAGCAAAUUGUUGCAGGUUAUUUAACACUUUCAGAGCUGAGUGUACUUGGAGUUGUAGUUGUGUUCUAAAUCUUCUGAUCACAGUAGAGCGCAGUAUUACACCGUUUUCUGUAUUUGUGCAUUGCCAACACUGUAGGCACUCCCUCGGGUUUAUUCUUGUUGUCAUGGUAACCUGCUGCAGUCUCACUGACCUAAAUACCCAAAAUUGAAGACUAUAUGAUGACAAGAUGUAGCAGAGAGCGCCCCGUACUGUACACUGCAUGUGUUUGUGAACAGGAAGUAGAGUUAGGACGGUUUACUCUGGUGGGCAAGGACAGUGGAGAAACAGCGUUUUAAAAUAGUUCACUGAACUGGACUCUGUUCUCUUUUGUAGAGCUUAGAACACUUUUCCAUUCAAACCUCAAAGUUGUACAGUAAUACAAUAUGCAAGUCAUACUCACAAAAACAAGCCCUUCAGUACAUAUUUAGAAGAAAGUGUGCUGUCAACAUGAGCAUGUGUUAGGUGAGCACAAACUAACUUCUAAAUCCUUCAGUUUGUUUGGAAGCAGGAUCAGGUCUCUUUGGUAUUUUGAAUGUAAAGUAUUUGCAUUUCUGUAGUAGCUUAGAAGAUGUAGUGAUGCACAAAGUUGUCACAGUGUUUUUGGUGGUAGGGCUGGUGCUCAGUCUGACAGUAUGCGUGUUGUGCUUUUAUAGCUGUUCCCUGACUCAUUCCACAUCAGCAGAUACACAUUAUAAAGCAGUUACAUUCUUGUUUAACAGCCAGUUUUACAAGCCUGUCGUGUCUUUUAAGCAUUGCAUGGUUCUGUAACAUUCCACUCCUUCACUGAGGCAGAAAGGAAGUUCUAGUAAAUACACAGUAAACACUUAUCCUUAAAGCAGAACUUGCAGUACAUCUUAAGGUGCUCUUGUUGCUCUAUUCACACCUCAGACAGUAUCAGCACUCACGAGGCUUUCUCAAGUGUAAUGCAUACAGUAAAAUUUCACCUCACAGAUUUUGGAUUCCCUUUCUAGGGGUGUGUAAGGUGUAGCUUAUGGUUUAUUAAUGGAUAAUAUAUGAUUUACUAAUGCUUUAUAAUUAGAAGCCAUUAAUAGAAACCCUUGGUUGCAAGGCAUAAUCCCUAAUUUUUUGGUAAUAAAGCAGUUAUUAAUGUCGGUAAACAAGAGUUCAAAGUUAAAAGCUAUUAAUAAGAAAAUUUUUCUACUUUCUCACGCUUUAUAUCAGGACUGAAAGUAAGUGGAUUCUGGUCCAGAUGUUCUACCAGCUGUUUUAUAGAAGCUCAGAGGGGAAAAAAAACCCCAGGAGGAUUGGUCAAAGGGUUGUUUUUUUUAAACAAUCUGGCAACCAAAAACUGGUUCCCUAUAAUGGCUUAUUACUGUAAAUCAUUUAUUAACCAUUAAUAGUCCUAAUUUGUAAACCAAAGCUAGCUUGUUAGAAAGUGGCACUGAUUUCCAAUGGUUCUGUAUAAAGGUAAAAUAUAAAUUUUUGGUCAGUGUGAAGACAGAUGUUUAUAAUAUCAAACAAAAGAGUGAAAUCCUCUGAGCUCUUAAUGCUGCCAUCUUUUGGAUGUAGUUUGUGAUCAGCUCGACACAGUGAAGAAGCACAGUAGCUGCACAGAGUUGACGUUACAACACUCUUACACUUAGGCCUUCAGUGUUGAUCUUAACAAGCUAAAGAACGUUUUCCUGUCACCUUUUGCUGCUGUGAAUUUGGAGUAAGCCAUGACACCUGUUCAGAACAGUUGCACUGACUUCACUGUAGAGCACUGUUAAUGAAGCUUCUUUUAGAAUUCUGAACAAACUUUGAGGAAACCUCUCAGUAUCAUCUCUACACAGUUAGCUGCAGAUGUGUGCAGCGUUCAUGCAUGCACUAUUUAUUAGUUCCUUUCACAUAGCAAUAAAGUCACGGCUCAACCGCUGACUGCUCCGGAGCAGGACUUGUUUUCUCCUGGUUGGUCAGAUAGAAUCUUCCUGACUCCCUUGUUUUUGCUUGGUAGGCGCUGGUUUAUUUCAGACACAAACAGGAAAUGAGUACGGUUUGGUAUGAGGGCAAUGCGAAGUUCACUUUGAAAAGAUGUGAGCCAGUGCAAUGCAUCAUUACUCCAGUGUUACGGCAGAACAAAUGUGUACAAAUAAUGUGUAACUGUGUUGGCAGGGUGUGUUUUUGGAUACUGCUUUUUGUG
Molecule: messenger RNA, 3793 nt
Organism: Monopterus albus (swamp eel)
Lineage: Eukaryota; Metazoa; Chordata; Actinopteri; Synbranchiformes; Synbranchidae
Gene: lgalslb
Product: lectin, galactoside-binding-like b
Exons: 5
Coding region: 361-906 (181 amino acids)
Molecular function (GO): carbohydrate binding
Source: RefSeq, a predicted model, not a curated record